Messenger RNA from Saccostrea cuccullata (small rock oyster), 523 nucleotides. RefSeq lists its product as uncharacterized. Lineage: Eukaryota; Metazoa; Mollusca; Bivalvia; Ostreida; Ostreidae. The transcript has 5 exons. Bases 23 to 523 code for a protein of 166 amino acids. The record is from RefSeq and is a predicted model, not a curated record.
UCAAGGAACCGACCUCAUUGGAAUGUUGUACUUUGGAUUUUGUUUGACAGUCUUACUCAGUUUCCAUGCGAGUCCAGUGUCGUCUGCUUUAUGCGAUGACGCUGAUUAUGACGCGUGCACCAGACUAUCACGUGUAUCUGAUGUCUGCAACGAUCUAUGCUUUGCUAAAUAUUGUCCUCGAACAUGCGGAAAAUGCCCUUUGAAGUGUUACAACUGUUCCGCCGAACCCUCAGCAAAUACUUGCAAUACCACGGAAAUAUGUUCAUCAUUUGGUCAGAAGUGUAUUGUCAUGGAAUCUUUGAACUCUGAUUUGUCGAUGAGCUAUAAAUCAGGCUGUGCUACAGGCCAUGUUUGUAGCCUGCUUUUUGGAGGACAACCGCAUCAAACCAGAGGCCAAUGUUGUGAUCAUGAUUUAUGUAAUCAUGUUAUUCCACAUUCCAAGCGUAUAACUGGAAUAACUGGACUACAGGGAACAGAUAUAACACUGAACACAAACCUAGAACUAUUUAGAGGUCCAAGUUGA